AGAACGGCAACCAUUCGCUUUGCUUCAGGUUUUUGGUCGACUUAGAAACGCAGAGGCUUGUCCCUUAAUGUCAAAAAUGGAAUAUCCGGCAUCAUACUCUACAGCACGUGAAUUAUGGGAUUUGAAGGAUGGCGAGCAGAAGAUUCCUAUUUGGGUAGAUUGCGAUACAGGGCAUGAUGACGCAUUUGCUAUUUUGCUCGCUGCGCAUUGUCCCAAACUCGAACUGCUCGGUGUGAGUACCGUGCACGGGAAUUCAUCACUCACCAACACGACCCGGAAUACCUUGAGCAUACUCGAGGCAAUUGGGAAGAGGAACAUCGAUGUCUUUCCUGGAGCAGAAAAGCCAUUUUGCAGAGACGCCGCCCACGCUCCAGACAUUCAUGGCGAAAGUGGUUUAGAUGGAACGACCAUCCUGCCCGCGCCAGUGAAGGUAGCAAAAUAUACAGGAACCAACGAAUCGGUUCAAGCCAUGUACCAAGCUUUAUCGUCGACAGUUCGUGGGACAGCGUGGCUCGUUAGCACCGGAGCAUUGACAAAUAUAGCUCUGCUCUUCGCAAUUCAUCCAGCGUUAGCCGACCACAUCGCUGGCUUAAGCGUAAUGGGGGGUGCAAUAGGUGGCUUUUUCACCCACGCGCCGAUUGGCAGAUUGAGACAUCGAGUGCCCCUCAGCAAGAGUUUGAGUCGAAAGUUCCCAGGAGGACUUCCAGACGACUCGAAUCUGUCCAUCAGCGAUGUAGCUAGGCGCUUUAAAUCACUCGGUUUGAUUCAAGAUGGCAGCGAUAUUGAUGACAAGAGAAUUGAGCUUCUGCUUCAAGAAUCGCGGCGAUCUUUCGGGAAUACCACAGAUUAUGCUGAAUUCAACAUCUUUUGCGACCCAGAAGCGGCAUCGUCAAUCUUUUCAAACAAGCGGCUAGCAGCAAAGACCACCUUGAUACCGCUUGACGUCACUCAUCAGGUUUUAGGAAACAGAGAAGUCAUCAAGAUUCUCAGUAACAAUUAUUCCGGGCCCGCGAACAAGUUGGCUGAGUCUGCAGUUCGACAUCUCUUUCUCGAGAUCAUGAUGUUCUUCGCAAGUACAUACGAGCGCGAGUUUGCAAUGUCGGAAGGACCUCCCUUGCAUGAUCCGAUCGCAGUUGCUGCCGCCUUUGCUCCACAGAUGUUCGACGAUAAUGACGGAGAGCGCUUUGAAGUCUUCGUCGUGAAAAGCGGAGGUGAGACACCUUUUCAAUCCGGCAGGAAUACUGAGAACGUAGGUCAAUGCGGAAGGACUAUCGCGAGGAUGGUGCGCAAGGGGGAAAGUGGAGUUAGGAUACCAAGAUCCUUGAGAGUUGGCGACUUUUGGGCUAUGAUUGAGUUGGCAUUACGCGAAGCGGACAAGCUGUCACCGUUAACCUUUAAUUCACUCGCAUAGAUGAAGGAGAGUUAGCCGAAGAGAUGGACAGAUAUGCAAUGUUUUACGCCUUGACUUGAUCUUAGAUAAUGAAAUCUUACGUCCUUGGCCUCGGAUCAAACAAGCUGAAGUCAUGCCUUCGGAGAAGGAGAUGCAUCCUAAAUCCUGAAGCCCAUGCAACAUGUACUCAAUUCUAUUCAAACACCAUAUGUUCAACCCGGUGGUUACAGAUCAGCAAGACAUCAAAG
Molecule: messenger RNA, 1638 nt
Organism: Verruconis gallopava
Lineage: Eukaryota; Fungi; Ascomycota; Dothideomycetes; Venturiales; Sympoventuriaceae
Exons: 3
Coding region: 68-1411 (447 amino acids)
Biological process (GO): purine nucleoside catabolic process
Cellular component (GO): cytosol
Molecular function (GO): purine nucleosidase activity
Source: RefSeq, a predicted model, not a curated record